Dovyalis caffra is the source of this 165-nucleotide messenger RNA. NCBI's taxonomy places the organism in Eukaryota, Viridiplantae, Streptophyta, Magnoliopsida, Malpighiales, Salicaceae. The record is from the annotation of a GenBank genome assembly.
AUGCCAUUUCGAGUGCUUGGCGAGAGUUGUGCCAUCGUCCCAAGCCGACCUCUUGGGGUCGUCACACGAGAUAUCGUUGUCUCGAGUAUCUUGUCGAGAGUUGUGCCACCAUCCCGAGCCGGCCUCUCGGAGUCGUCAUACGGGAUGUGUGAUGUGCUAGCCUUC